Messenger RNA from Magnolia sinica, 3641 nucleotides. RefSeq names its product ubiquitin-activating enzyme E1 2-like. Gene Ontology annotation, cellular component: cytoplasm; nucleus. Gene Ontology annotation, biological process: protein ubiquitination; ubiquitin-dependent protein catabolic process; DNA damage response. The record is from RefSeq and is a predicted model, not a curated record. Bases 209 to 3466 code for a protein of 1085 amino acids. Lineage: Eukaryota; Viridiplantae; Streptophyta; Magnoliopsida; Magnoliales; Magnoliaceae. The transcript has 7 exons. Gene Ontology annotation, molecular function: ubiquitin activating enzyme activity.
UUGUUCUCUAUAAAAGGAGGGAGAUGAGAUGAAAUGCAAACGUACCGAAACUCCCUUAAAUUCUAUCUCAAAACCCUAAAAUCACAGACAGAGAGAAGAAGAAGAAGAAGUAGAAAAGAAGAAAAGAUAGAAAAAGAAAAGAAAGCUCUCUGUCCUAAGAAUCUAUCCUUUGCUGCACUACACAAGCUGUCCUCGUUUAUUGCACUAUAUGCUUCCUACUAGAAAGAGGGCGGCCGGAGACACAGCAGACAACGACGUAGACGACGGAACCGAGACCUUACUGAAGAAGCCGCGGGCGGUUGAUUGCUCAAUCCCUUUGUCGGACAGCAACACCGGGAGCAGCAACAACAGCAGCAGCAACAACAACCACAGCGCCGUAGAUCUUGUCCGACCGUACCCGGUCGUUGCCAUGGCCCACAAUGAUGGGCACCCACCUGAGAUCGAUGAGGAUCUGCACAGCCGGCAGCUCGCCGUCUAUGGACGGGAGACGAUGCGGCGGCUCUUUGCGUCUAAUGUUCUUGUCUCUGGGAUUCAGGGUCUCGGGGUUGAAAUCGCGAAGAACCUUAUCCUUGCAGGUGUCAAAUCCAUCACAUUGCAUGAUGAAGGGACAGUCGAGCUUUGGGACUUAUCCAGCAAUUUUUAUUUCUCGGAGAAUGACAUAGGGAAGAACCGUGCACUUGCUUGCAUCCAGAAGCUGCAGGAGCUCAACAAUGCUGUGGUGAUAUCAGCCCUCACUACAUCAUUAUCCAAGGAGCAUCUUUCUAAGUUCCAGGCUGUAGUUUUCACUGAUAUAGGCCUUGAAAAAGCAAUCGAGUUUGACGAUUAUUGCCAUAAUCACCAGCCUCCAAUUUCCUUUAUCAAAUCUGAAGUCCGAGGUCUUUUCGGUAGUGUGUUUUGUGACUUCGGUCCCAAAUUCACUGUUAUUGAUGUUGAUGGCGAGGAACCGCAUACGGGCAUUAUUGCAUCCAUCAGCAAUGACAAUCCUGCACUCGUAUCAUGUGUUGAUGAUGAAAGACUCGAGUUUCAGGAUGGGGAUCUGGUUGUAUUUUCUGAGGUUCAGGGUAUGACGGAGCUGAAUGAUGGAAAGCCGAGAAAGGUAAAAAAUGCGAGGCCGUACUCAUUUACUCUCGAGGAAGACACGGCAAAGUUUGGUCCAUAUGAGAAAGGCGGUAUUGUAAUGCAAGUGAAGCAACCCAAGGUGUUGAACUUCAAACGAUUAAGAGAUGCUUUGAGAGAUCCUGGCGACUUCCUUCUGAGUGACUUCUCAAAGUUCGACCGCCCACCUUUGCUGCACCUGGCCUUUCAAGCACUGGAUAAGUUUAUAUGUGAAAUGGGACGCUUCCCUGUUGCUGGGUCAGAGGAGGAUGCUCAGAGGUUGAUAGCAUUGGCUACUAGUAUCAAUGAAGGCUUGGGAGAUGGUAAAGUGGAGCAGAUUGAUAAGAAACUGUUGCGGCAUUUCGCAUAUGGCUCCAGGGCGGUUCUGAAUCCGAUGGCUGCCAUGUUUGGUGGUAUUGUUGGACAAGAAGUUGUGAAAGCUUGCUCUGGAAAGUUUCAUCCCCUUUUCCAGUUCUUUUAUUUCGACUCUGUUGAAUCCCUUCCUACUGAGCCGAUGGACUUCAGUGACUUGAAGCCCUUGAAUAGCCGCUAUGAUGCACAGAUCUCAGUGUUUGGAUCCAAGCUCCAGAAGAAGUUUGAAGAGGCCAAAAUAUUUCUUGUAGGAUCUGGUGCGCUUGGAUGCGAGUUCUUGAAGAAUUUAGCCCUGAUGGGAGUUUGUUGCAGUAGCCAAGGGAAGCUAACCAUAACAGAUGACGAUGUCAUCGAGAAGAGUAAUCUCAGCAGGCAGUUCCUCUUCCGUGACUGGAAUAUUGGGCAGGCCAAAUCAACUGUUGCUGCUGCUGCCGCCGGUUCAAUCAAUCCUCAUCUCCGCAUAGAAGCCCUACAAAACCGUGCGAGCCCAGAGACGGAAAACGUGUUUGAUGAUGCAUUUUGGGAGAGUCUGGAUGUUGUCGUUAAUGCAUUGGAUAAUGUGAAUGCAAGGAUUUACAUGGAUCAAAGGUGUUUAUAUUUCCAGAAACCCCUCCUGGAAUCAGGAACUUUAGGUGCCAAAUGCAACACGCAGAUGGUCAUUCCGCAUUUAACUGAGAAUUAUGGGGCAUCUCGAGAUCCACCUGAGAAGCAGGCACCCAUGUGCACGGUCCACUCGUUCCCCCACAACAUUGAUCACUGCUUAACAUGGGCUCGCUCUGAAUUUGAGGGUUUGCUUGAGAAAACACCUGCGGAAGCAAACACAUAUCUGUCCAAUCCAAGUGAAUACACAUCUGCUAUGAAAAGUGCUGGUGAUGCUCAGGCCAGGGAUCUCCUUGAACGUGUUAUUGAGUGCCUUGACAGGGAGAAAUGUGACACAUUCCAAGAUUGUGUCACCUGGGCACGAUUAAAGUUCGAAGAUUACUUUGCUAACCGUGUCAAGCAGCUGACUUUUACUUUUCCUGAAGAUGCUGCAACCAGCACGGGGGCACCAUUCUGGUCAGCUCCUAAGCGUUUCCCCCGACCUCUGCAGUUCUCAUCUAAUGACCCAGGCCACCUCCACUUUGUUAUGGCUGCUUCCAUAUUACGUGCUGAGACAUUCGGAAUACCCAUACCCGACUGGGCUAAGAACCCCAGAGAGUUGGCAUCUGCUGUUGAAAGAGUGCUGGUCCCUGAUUUCCAGCCAAAGAAAGGGGUAAAGAUUGUGACAGAUGAGAAAGCUACGAGCCUCUCUACUGCCUCGGGUGAUGAUGCUACAGUCAUCAGUGAACUGAUUACAAAGCUGGAAAGAUGCACUGAGAACCUGCCCCCAGGAUUCCGGAUGAAACCAAUACAGUUUGAGAAGGAUGACGAUACCAACUACCACAUGGACGUGAUAGCUGGGCUCGCUAACAUGCGGGCUAGAAACUACAGUAUUCCCGAAGUCGACAAGCUGAAAGCUAAGUUCAUUGCUGGGAGGAUCAUUCCUGCCAUUGCGACGUCCACAGCGAUGGCCACUGGGCUCGUCUGCCUAGAGCUUUACAAGGUGCUGGCUGGUGGACACAAGCUGGAGGACUACAGGAACACCUUCGCAAACCUGGCGCUUCCUCUCUUCUCCAUGGCAGAGCCAGUCCAGCCAAAGGUGAUGAAGCAUCGUGACAUGAGCUGGACGGUGUGGGACCGGUGGGUUAUACGGGAGAACAUGACCCUGAGGGAGCUGCUGAAGUGGUUGAAGGAGAGGGGACUGAAUGCUUACAGCAUUUCAUGUGGGACGUGCCUGCUUUACAAUAGCAUGUUCCCCAGGCACAGGGAGAGGAUGGAUAGGCGGGUUGUAGACCUGGCGAGGGAGGUGGCGAAGGUGGAGGUGCCACAGUAUAGGAACCAUCUGGACGUUGUGGUGGCGUGUGAGGACGAUGAUGAUAAUGACAUUGACAUUCCACUGAUAUCCAUAUACUUCCGGUAGGUCCACACACACAUGAGCAACUCUAUUAUCAACCGUCCAUUUAAUUAGGUAUCUAGUAGUAUAUACAUGCAGAGGAUUAAAAUGUCAGCUAACUUCCAUUCUUACAUAAAUUGGAAGUACAGGGAUUUGUGUGAUGUUAUAACCCCCUCAUAUCUCAUCGGUUUUCAUGUUUCUA